Molecule: messenger RNA, 1686 nt
Organism: Alternaria arbusti
Lineage: Eukaryota; Fungi; Ascomycota; Dothideomycetes; Pleosporales; Pleosporaceae
Exons: 3
Coding region: 1-1686 (561 amino acids)
Molecular function (GO): oxidoreductase activity, acting on paired donors, with incorporation or reduction of molecular oxygen; heme binding; iron ion binding
Source: RefSeq, a predicted model, not a curated record
AUGGCGAUAGAGCAAAUCUUUGAGGCUCUACCUCUACACUAUUUGCAGCAUGGCAUCUCCAAGUUUGGUGCUGGCAAUAUCGCCUUGGCAGUCUUCUUGACCGCAUUUUUAGGUGUACUUGCAGAUUAUGCUUGGAUGCUGUAUAUGAGAUCGAAGAUGCCCCCAGGGCCCUUCCCAUACCCCAUCGUUGGCAACACGUUCCAGCUGCCUGACAACAAGCCCUGGAUUUUCUUCGAGGAGCUAUCCAAGAAAUACAACACGCCGCUGAUAACGUAUUGGAUCGGACGUAACCCAACCGUUUGGAUCAACGAUGCAUGGACCGCAAAUGAACUACUCGACAAAAGAGCUGGCAUAUACUGCUCGCGCCCGCGCAUGCUUGUCUUUGCCGAACUCGGAUCUGGCCAAAACAACCUCGUGAACCUGAUCACUACUACGCAGGCGCAGCGGGAGCGGUUCCGGAUGCUACGCAAGGUGACGCACCAGGGCGUUGGCAUCCAGCAGGUGAAGAAGUACCGCGACUUCCAGAAUGAUGAGAGCAAAGUCGUCGCCCUCGAUCUCCUGAGCACCGCCGAAAAUUACGUCGCGCACUUUGAACGCUACGCGACCAGUGUGGUCUCUAUCAUCGGCUUUGGCAGACGCGUUGCGAGCCACGAAGAUCCAAUCAUCACCGAGGUCAUCGCGUUGAUGCAUCGAGCAGCUGAUCUGAACGUACCGGGCAAGACAUUCCCUAUGCUGAUGGAAACCUUUCCGAUUCUUGCUCGCGUACCUACAGAAUAUGCGCCAUGGAAGCACGGCAUGGGAUCGAAGAAGAAGUCAUCCCGCGGCCAUGACUUCUUUUAUUCGCUCGCCAGAGAAGCAAACGAGAAGCCAGGACACGAAGACUGCUAUUCAAAGAUGUUGUUUCGCGAGCAGGAGAAAUACGGUCUCAAUCACAAGGAGAUUUCGGCAUUAACUGGUAACUUGUUCGGCGCGGGGUCCGACACAUCAAGUAGUACGCUCAUCACCGCUGUUCUCGCCAUGCGAGCUUUCCCAGAAACUAUGCAGGCCGCGUGGGAAGAAUUAGAUCGCGUUGUCGGAGAGGACCGUAGCCCUUCAUUCGAAGACGAUGCAAACCUGCCUUAUAUGCGAGCAUUUGUAAAGGAAGUGUUCCGAUGGCGAUCAGUAGCCAUCAUUGGUGGACAACCGCACGCUCCAGUUCAGGACGAUUACUACAACGGUUAUCUGAUCCCGCAAUCAGCAUGGGUACAGGGCAACGUCUGGGCGAUACACCAUAACGAGCGUGACUUUCCUGAACCCGACCGUUUCAACCCGAACCGCUUCUUGAAGGACCAUCCUAAUUCGCGACCUUUCCCCGGCGAAAGAGGGUACAUGACAUUUGGUUGGGGUCGUCGAGUGUGCUCAGGUCAGGCACUUGCCGAGCAGGGCACGUGGCUGACGGUGGCGCGAUUGGUAUGGGGCUUCAGGAUCGAGCCAGCACUAGAUGGGAAUGGCAAGCCUAUCCCGGUCGACAUAUUUGACUACACCAACGGUUUAAAUAUGCGACCGCAGCCGUUCAAAGUGAGCCUAAAGCCACGGACCGAGAGGAUACGUCAAGCUAUCGUAAGAGAGGGCGAACAGGCAUUGGCAGACCUCGCGCAAUAUGAAGGUGAAACAAAGUAUCGCAUGAGUACAUUCCACAAGAAAUAG